UUACCGUUGUCACUGUUGUCACCGUUGUCACCUUUGUCACCUUUGUCACCGUUGUCACCGUUGUCGCUGUUGUCACUGUUGUCACCAUUCUCAGUGUUGUUAAUGUUGUCACCGUUAUCACCAUUGUCACUGUUGUCACUGUUGUCACCGUUGUCACUGUUGUCACUGUUGUCACCGUUGUCACCGUUAUCACUGUUGUCACUGUUGUCACCAUUGUCACCGUUGUCACCGUUGUCACUGUUGAACCCGUUGUCACCGUUGUCACCAUUGUCACUGUUAUCACCAUUGUCACCGUUGUCACCAUUGUCACUGUUAUCACCGUUGACACCGUUGUCAAUGUUGUCAUCGCUGUCACUGUUGUCACUUUAGUCGCCGUUGUCACUGUCAUCACUGUUGUCAUCAUUGUCAUUGUUGUCACCAUUGUCACGGUUGUCAGUGUUGUCACUGUUGUCACCGUUGUCACUGUUGUCACCGUUGUAACCCUUGUCACUGUUGUCACCGUUGUCACCGUUGUCACCGUUGUCACCGAUGUCACUGUUGUCACUGUUGUCCCCGUUGUCACCGUUGUCACCAUGGUCACUGUUGACACCGUUGUCACCAUUGUCACUGUUGUCACUGUUGUCACCGUUGUAACCAUUGUCACUGUUGACACCGUUGCAACCAUUGUCACGAUUGUCACAUUUGUCACUGUUGUCACCAUUGUAACUGUUGUCACUGUUGUCACCGUUGUCACCGUUGUCACCGUUGUCAUCGCUGUCACUGUUGUCACUUUAGUCGCUGUUGUCACUGUCGUCACCGUUGUCAUCAUUGUCAUUGUUGUCACCAUUGUCACGGUUGUCAGUGUUGUCAGUGUUGUCACUGUUGUCACCGUUGUAACCCUUGUCACUGUUGUCACCGUUGUCACCGAUGUCACUGUUGUCACUGUUGUCCCCGUUGUCACCAUGGUCACUGUUGACACCGUUGUCACCAUUGUCACUGUUGUCACCGAUGUAACCAUUGUCACUGUUGACACCGUUGCCACCAUUCUCACUCAUGUCACUGUUGUCACCGUUGUCACCGUUGUCACCGUUGUCACCUUUGUAACUGUUGUCACCAUUGUCAUGGUUGUCACCAUUUUAAUUCUUGUCACUGUUGUCAGUCUUGUUACCGUUCUCACCCUUUGUCACUGUUGUCCCUGUUGUUACCGUUGUCACUGUUGACACUGUUGUCACCGUUGUCACCGUUGUCACCGUUCUCACCGUUGUCACUGUUGUCACUUUUCUCGCUGUUGUCACUGUUGUCACCGUUGUAACUGUUGUCAGUUUUGUCACCGUAGUCACCGUUGUCACCGUUCUCACUGUUGUCACCAUUGUCAGUGUUGUCACCGUUGUCAUGGUUUUCACCAUUGUCAACUUUGUAAUGGUUCUCACCAUUGUCACAGUUGUCACUGUUGCCACAGUUGUCACCGUUGUCACUGUUUUAACUGUUCUCACCGUUGUCACUGUUUUAACUGUUCUCACCGUUGUCACUGUUUUAACUGUUGUCACCGUUGUCAUGGUUGUCACUGUUGUCACCGUUGUCAUGAUUGUCACCAUUUUCACCGAUAUCACCAUUCUCAGGGUGGUCAUCAUUGUCACCGCUGUCACCGUUGUCACCGUUGUCAUCGUUGUCACUGUUGUCACUGUUGUCACCGCUGUCAUGGUUGUCACUGUUGUCACCGUUGUCACUGUUGUCACUGUUGUCACCGUUAACACCGUUGUCAAGAUUGUCACCGUUUUCACCAAUAUCACCAUUCUCACAAUUGUCACCUUUGUCACUGUUGUCACCAUUGUAACUGUUGUCACUGUUGUCACUGUUGUCGCCAUUGUUACCGUUGCCACUGUUGUCACUGUUGUCACCGUUGUCAGGGUUUUCACCAUUGUAGCCGUUGUCACUGUUGUCGCCAUUGUUGCUGUCGUCACUGUUGUCCCUUUUGUCACCGUUGUCACUGUUGUGACCGUUGUGACCGUUGUGACCGUUGUCAGUGUUGUCACUCUUGUCACCGUUGUCACCAUUUUCACCUUUUUCACUGUUGUCGCCAUUGUUACUGUUGUGACUGUUGUCCCUUUUGUCACCAUUGUCACUGUUGUGACUGUUGUCACCGUUGUCACUCUUGUCACCGUUGUCUUCAUUGUUAGUGUUGUCACUCUUGUCACAGUCGUCACCAUUUUCACUUCUGUCACCGUUGUCACUAUUGUCACCGUUGUAACUGUUGUAACCGUUUUAACUGUUGUCACUGUUGUCAGUGUUGUCACCAGUGUCAUUUUUUUUCACUGUUGUCGCCAUUGUUACCGUUGCCACUGUUGUCACUGUUGUCACCGUUGUCAUGGUUGUCACCAUUGUAGCCGUUGUCACUGUUGUCGCCAUUGUUGCUGUUGUCGCUGUUGUCCCUUUUGUCACCGUUGUCACUGUUGUGACCGUUGUGACCGUUGUCACUGUUGUCACUGUUGACACCGUUGUCUUCAUUGUCACUCUUCUCACUGUUGUCACCGUUGUCACCGUUGUCACUGUGUCACCGUUGUAACUGUUGUCACCUUUGUCACUGUUGUCACCGUUUUAAUUGUUGUCACUGUUGUCAGUCUUGUCACCAUUCUCACUCUUUUUCACUGUUGUCACUGUUGUCACCGUUGUAACUGUUGUCACCUUUGUCACUGUUGUCACCGUUUUAAUUGUUGUCACUGUUGUCAGUCUUGUCACCGUUCUCACUCUUUUUCAUUGUUGUCACUGUUGUCACCGUUGUCACCGUUGUCACUGUUGUCACUGUUGUCAUCCUUCUCACUGUUGUUACUGUUGUCACCACUGUCACCAUUGUCACUGUUGUCACCGUUCUCACCGUUGUCACUGUUGUCACCGUUCUCACCAUUGUCACUGUUGUCACCGUUGUCACCUUUGUAACUGUUGUCACCAUUGUCAUGGUUGUCACCAUUUUAAUUCUUGUCAGCUGUUGUCAGUCUUGUUACCGUUCUCACCCUUUGUCACUGUUGUCCCUGUUGUUACCGUUGUCACUGUUGACACUGUUGUCACCGUUGUCACCGUGGUCACCGUUGUCACCGUUGUCACCGUUGUCAUUGUUGUCACUGUUGUCACUUUUCUCGCUGUUGUCACUGUUGUCACCGUUGUAACUGUUGUCAGUUUUGUCAACGUAGUCACCGUUGUCACCAUUGUCACUGUUGUCACCAUUGUCAGUGUUUUCACCGUUGUCACCAUUGUCACUGUUGUCACUGUUGUCACCGUUGACACUGUUGUCACCAUUUUAACCCUUCUUACUGCUGUCUGUGUUGUCACCGUUCUCACACUUUUUAUCACCGUUGUCACCGUUGUCACCAUUGUCACUGCUGUCACUGUUGUCACCGUUGUCAUGGUUUUCACCAUUGUCAACUUUGUAAUGGUUCUCACCAUUGUAACAGUUGUCACUGUUACCACAGUUGUCACCGUUGUCACUGUUUUAACUGUUGUCACCGUUGUCACUGUUUUAACUCUUCUCACCGUUGUCACUGUUUUAACUGUGGUUACCGUUGUCAUGGUUGUCACUGUUGUCACCGUUGUCACUGUUGUCACUGUUGUCACCGUUAACACCGUUGUCAAGAUUGUCACCGUUUUCACCAAUAUCACCAUUCUCACAAUUGUCACCUUUGUCACUGUUGUCACCAUUGUAACUGUUGUCACUGUUGUCACUGUUGUCACCGUUUUAACCGUUGUCACUUUUGUGACCGUUGUGACCGUUGUCAUCAUUGUCACUGUUGUCACUUUACUCGCUGUUGUUGAAGUUGUCAGUGUUGUCAUCGUUGUUAUUGUUGUCAUUGUUGUCACUGUUGUCACGGUUGUCACCGUUGUCACCGUUGUCACCGUUGUCACCAUUGCCACUAUUGUCACCAUUGUCACUGUUGUCACCAUUGUCACCACUGUCACCAUUAUCAGUGUUGUCACUGUUGUCACCGUUGUCACCGAUGUCACCGUUGUCAUCAUUGUCACCAUGUUCACUCUUGUCACCUUUGUCACCAUUGUCACGAUUGUCACCGUUUUCACCGAUAUCACCAUUCUCACGGUUGUCACCGUUGUCACCGUUGUCUGUGUAG
Porites evermanni is the source of this 4094-nucleotide messenger RNA. Lineage: Eukaryota; Metazoa; Cnidaria; Anthozoa; Scleractinia; Poritidae. The record is from the annotation of a GenBank genome assembly.